GAGGUAAGGAAUUAUUGAGCAUCACCACCUCCUAGAAGGCUAGAAGUACCCAGGUGUUUAACCCACUCUCUGAAAUUUGCUAUAAAUAUUCAACAAUUUCCCCUGUGUUGUUGAUCAAUACAAAGAGUUUGAAUCUUAUCAAUCACAGCAGUAGCAAUGGGAGACGAGAUUAUCCUGUUGGAUUUCUGGCCUAGCAUGUUUGGUAUGAGGGUCAGACUUGCCCUGGCAGAGAAGGGCCUCAAGUAUGAAUAUAAAGAGGAGGACCUGAGGAACAAGAGCCCUAUGCUUCUUGAGAUGAAUCCAGUUCAUAAGCAAAUCCCGGUUCUGAUCCACAAUGGAAAGCCCAUUUGUGAAUCUCUGAUAAUAGUUCAGUAUAUUGAUGAGGUUUGGCACGAUAAAUCUCCGCUUUUGCCUAGUGACCCAUACCAGAGAGCUCAGGCCAGGUUCUGGGCGGACUACGUAGACAAGAAGCUCUAUGGACUUGGAAGGAAGCUAUGGUCUACCAAAGGAGAAGAGCAGGAAACAGCCAAGAAGGAAUUCAUAGAGUGCCUUAAGCUUUUGGAAGGCGAGCUUGGAGAGAAGCCUUACUUCGGUGGUGAAAAAAUUGGGUUUGUGGAUGUGGCUCUGGUGACCUUCUCUUGCUGGUUUUAUGCGUAUGAGAGCUGUGGUAACUUCAGCAUAGAGGUGGAGUGCCCCAAGUUGAUCGCUUGGACCAAGAGGUGCAAGGAAAAGGAGAGUGUGUUGUCUUCUCUCGAAGACCCACACAAGGUCCAUGGCUUUGUCAUGGGGAUGAGAGAGAGGUUUGGUAUAGAGUAAAAGGGGAACAUCUUGUGUGGGUCUUCUCUCAAAGACGACACAAGGCCGAUGGCCUUGUCAUGUGAAUGAGAAAGAAGUUUGGCAUAGAAUAAAAAGGGGAACAUCAUGGGCUAUUGAGUAGUGUUGUAUUCUUAAAUAUAAGAGGAGUGUUUUCUUAAAUUUGCUUUAAGUGAUAUGGGUUUACUGAGCUGUGUGGUUGGAAAGAAAUGUUUUGAAUUUGUUUUCUUUUGUUUGGAUUAGAGAUGUGGUCUUGUAUUAAAGAAAGGGAUAAUUGUGUUUUGAACCCAAUUGGACCUAAAAAUUAA
Vitis riparia (riverbank grape) is the source of this 1121-nucleotide messenger RNA. Its product is annotated as probable glutathione S-transferase. Gene Ontology annotation, biological process: glutathione metabolic process. Gene Ontology annotation, cellular component: cytoplasm. The transcript is spliced from 2 exons. The record is from RefSeq and is a predicted model, not a curated record. The coding region runs from base 157 to 816 and encodes 219 amino acids. Gene Ontology annotation, molecular function: glutathione transferase activity. NCBI's taxonomy places the organism in Eukaryota, Viridiplantae, Streptophyta, Magnoliopsida, Vitales, Vitaceae.